This is a messenger RNA of Trametes versicolor FP-101664 SS1, 573 nucleotides long. RefSeq names its product 60S ribosomal protein L9. Gene Ontology annotation, molecular function: rRNA binding; structural constituent of ribosome. The transcript is spliced from 4 exons. Gene Ontology annotation, cellular component: cytosolic large ribosomal subunit; ribosome. NCBI's taxonomy places the organism in Eukaryota, Fungi, Basidiomycota, Agaricomycetes, Polyporales, Polyporaceae. The record is from RefSeq and is a predicted model, not a curated record. Gene Ontology annotation, biological process: cytoplasmic translation. Bases 1 to 573 code for a protein of 190 amino acids.
AUGCGGGACGUCCUCAAGACCGAAGAGCUCGACAUUCCCGAGGGUGUUGAAGUCAACAUCAAGUCCCGUCUCAUCACGGUCAAGGGUCCCCGCGGAACCUUGAACAAGAAUGUCCGCCACAUCGACAUGGACAUCCGGCUGCUGAAGGGCAAGACCAACAAGGUCACCCUCGCGGUAUGGCAGGGCGGCCGCAAGCACGUUGCGUGCCUGCGGACUAUCAAGUCCCUCAUCGUCAACAUGAUCACCGGUGUGACGAAGGGCUUCCAAUACAAGAUGCGCACCGUCUACGCCCAUUUCCCCAUCAACUGCAUCAUCCAGGAGGACGGUCGUGCUCUUGAGAUCCGUAACUUCUUGGGCGAGAAGAUCGUGAGGCAUGUGGACAUGCUGGACGGUGUCACGAUUUCGGAGUCAAAAGCGCAGAAGGACGAGCUCAUUCUGGAGGGUACCGACGUCCAGAACGUCUCACAAUCCGCUGCUUCCAUCCAGGGCCUCUGCCGCGUACGGAACAAGGAUAUCCGUAAGUUCUUGGACGGUAUCUACGUAUCGGAGAAGAGCACCAUCGACCAGGAGUGA